CUUUAAUGGGCGACGACAGCGUACGAUCGUAAUAAAUCGGUGUCUCCAAGGAAAUAUUAUUGAUGUUUUAUUCUGCUGAGAAUGCCUAAGAUUGGAAUUAUUCAAGAGCUGAUGUUUCUUGGACAUUGUAUUAGUACGGAGUACCUGCGAGUAGCCUAAUAAAAUGAUAACUAUCAGUGAGGAUAUGUGCUCAACAGUAGAUGGCCAUGGAUGCUAAAGAUUUACGUACCGAAACUACCAUAGGCGAAUGCAAUAAUGAUGGCAGCAGCAAGUUCGCUCAAGGCAGUGCUGCGCCCCCAUGCAGCGUCAGCGAAACAUACGAAAACAUUUCAACUAACCCGCUGGCCAAAUUGGAGGCACCGACGUCGCGUCCGUGCGCUGUCAUAGGCCCAGACCGUAUAGUGCCACCAUCUAAUGGAGAUGGAGCUUACUCUAAAAAAGGUCAUUAUGACCCAUGGCUCCAUGUGGACAAUACAUACCAUCCGCCACCGGAGUAUCCCCAUAAAAUACCAAGUUACCAAAGUCCAAUAAGAAACAUAUCACCUAGACAAACAUUCCAAGAAAAUAUGCAACGUAUUAUGGUGCAACCUACUUACAAUUCUGUCAAAAUAAGUGAUGAUGCAAACUACCCACUAGACAGAAACACUAAUAAAAAUGGAAAAAUUCCUGGCCCUCAUGAGGCCAAGUACUGUGAUGUGCCUUAUUCUGUGAAUGCUAUUAAUAGUGACCAAAAAUCAUCUGAAAUGUGUUUAAGUAAUAUGAAUAAUUCGCGGAACUAUCCACAAAUGUGGCAUCCAGGAGGUGUAGGGAUAAGGCCUCCAAGGCCUUACGGUGCUCCAGAAAUUUACCAAUUUCCUGAGUACACCAGUUGUGCAGGUCCAAGACAGAUGCCAAUGCCAAGAACUCAUCGGAGUGCUAAUGAAGAUCCCAGCCUUGCAUAUGGUGAAACAUAUUAUUCUGAAGGUAACAUUAGAUAUAAGCCUUAUCCAACAGUCAAAGACAGGUAUCCACAAACGAGGUAUGAGUAUGUGAGUAAUUAUGCUAAUCCAUUUCAUCCUCCACCAACUUUUCCUUCGCAUAAAUAUGAUUUACAAAAACCUUUGCCACCGCAUUUAUCCUAUCCCCAAGUUCCUAUCAAGUAUUUGGAGAACAGGAUGAAUGAGACUGUUAUGGAAGGGUAUCAAAGACCACCACUAAAUUAUAAUGUUCCACCAUACAGAAAUCAAGUUAUACAUUCAGCAUAUGGACCAGUGAUAGGUAGUAAUUUACAAAACAAAGUUUUUCCUUACCCACCAGAUGGUUCUGUUAAAUCUCUAACUACAAACAAACUACCUUAUGAUAACAAACUCUAUGCAGAGUAUGAAAAUGCCCGUAAUAAAGGUUACCCUAUGUCUGAAAGCAUGUACUUCAAUGAAAUUGCUCGUUCACAUGGGAAAACUCAACCUAUACUCCCAAAUUACCCUGCUGCCAGUAUGCAAACUAUUCAUGCACACCCAUAUUACCGAAAAGACAAUUUGGCUGCUAAGAACUUUGAAUACAUGUCACACUUUAGGCAUUUAGAUCCAUCUAUGAAUCCUAAUCUAUUGACCAGACACACAAACCAAUUUUCCCCUACUUCAAUAGCCAUUUCCCCAUCAGAUUCCAAUACAAGUAAUGAAACAGCACACACCCAUGGGGGUUCUCUUGAAGACUGUGGAUAUGCAAGCCAGUCAUCCACUGCUAGUGUUAGAAGUUUUGAUUCAGGUCUUGGAAGGAUGAUUCCUAAUGACUUUCACAGAAGAUAUAAUUAUCCAUAUCAGACAAUGGUUAGAGCAUCGACACUGUCAUCUAAACCAGAAGGGAGUGGUUCAGCCACUAAGGAUAAGAAGGGUAUUGAUGUCAGGCAAUAUCUGCAAAUGUGGAAUGAGGGAGAAGAAGAGCAUAGUGGCAAGGAAAAAGAAGUGGUGAUGCAAUCAGAUUUAUUGUCAAGUAAAUUAGCCAAUCAAUAUGAAGUUAUGAAAAAUAAUGAACAACUUUAUGUUCUUGGUUUAGUUAAUGUCCCAAGUGAAGAGUUGGGCAAAUAUGAACAUAUACAGAAAAUUUCUAAAUUGCCUGAUAAUAUAAAAGGCUAUAACAACAUUGAAUUGCUUAAACAUUUCGAGGAGGCUAUAGAGUCAUCUAAUGUAGGUCAUCUCAAUCACAAACCACCAACACCCAGGAACUACCAGUCUAUGAAGAGUUCUUUAAUUCAAGGGGCAGGCAUGUUGCCACCUCGUCCAUUAUCGCCACUUGAUGUUGAAGCAAAAAUAAGUCAAUCUGUCAUUCACAAAGAAGUUGGUUGCAAUUUUGAAAUCAAACCAUGCAGUCCAGAAAUGUUAAAUGUUGAAGUGGCAACACCUGCUCAAAGUGUUCUAGGAGAAGAAAGAGUUAUUGAAAAAGUUUCAAACCCAAUGAUUGCUAAUUCGCCAAUAUUAAGUAGCACUCGUGAGAAUGAAAAACAUUGUGAUAUGAGUCAAAAAGAACACAGGAUAAUGCUAAAUGAUAAUGUCAAAACUCAAAGUUGCAAUAUGAUAAAUACUCAAUGUUCAAAUAAUGAAGAUGUCAAUGUCAUGAAGGCAAAUUAUAGUCUUCAGGACUUAGAGAGUAAUGCAGGUGUAUGUCUUGCUUCUUUGCCGAGACUUGAUAAUGACAUUGAGUUGAAUUUUCCUGAAGUUAAUCAACAAUUUAUUAAUGCCAACAAAGAAUCGGUCAUUAUCGCCAAUGAUUUUCCAAUUGAGAUGGAUGUCAUGACAAAUAAUGAUGCCUAUCAGACAGAUGAAGAUUUUGCUACGAAAUCAGAAAACUCAUCUAAUGUAUUGCCAAUAUUAGAAUCAGAUAAAGAAGUUUCGAAACUGAGUAAGUACAGAAAAGUUAAGAGGAAUGACACAGAAUGUAAAGACAAGCAAACAUUAUCAGCAUCUCAAUCAUUGAGAACUGACAGUGUAAUUAUUAAAAAUCCAGAAAAUACAAAAUGCAUAGAGAAAAAUACAGAAACAAAUGAUCAUUGUGAGAUGAAGACAAGUGACUGCCUAUCCGUAAAGCAUCACAUGUUAAAUGAUGAACCUGUUUGUCAUGAUAGCAAAGAAAUGGACGAUGAUGUAACUAAUGAUGAAGAAAUGGCUAUUGAUUUUAGUUUAAGCAAAAAUGAAAAUAAUCUUGAUGAUAAAGAUUCUAAUUAUUUGUGUGAACUGUAUAAUACAGAAAAAUCAAAUUCACCUUGCAGUGAAUCAAAUUCUGUCUACCAGCAAUUAGUAGAAGAUACAAAUAAAAAUUGUUGUAAUUCACCAUCUGUUAACUCAAAUGAUUAUACAACCAAAAGUCCUGUGUCUGAUGAAAUUAAUGAUAUUAAUGCAUUUCCUGUGUCUGAUUCCAAUGACACUAAAUUGCAUGAAAAUGAUAUUAAAAAUAAUGAGGACAAGGAAGAAUACUCUAAAGAAAUCUCUGAAAUAUUGUUAGAUAGAGAUGACAAAGAAACUGAAAGUAUAAAUACUGACAAUGUGUCAGAUAUCAAUAAAAUAAAUAAUACAGUUCAUGAUCAUGAAAUAGUACAAGCAAAAGAUACUGUCGAUUACGAAAUCGAUUCUUUACAGAAUGUAGAGUCAAAAAUUCAUAGUCAAAUGUCUACAUCUACAACAAAAGUAAUUGAUGACAAUGAUACGAUAUUAUCUACUGAAAAUAUAUCAGCAUUAAAGAAAAAAUACAGACUUAACGGCGAAAAUAACCACACAAACCUCUUCAAUGAAGGAAGGCCACAUUCACUUGAUAAUAAUAAUUAUAACAUUGAAAAUGACGAAGUUCAUUGCGAAUCCAUAGCAAUUGAAGGUACAAACACAUACGAUAAUAAAGAGUAUUUAGAAAGAGUAUCUCACAAUGAUACUAUGGAAUCGCAUGAUAAUUACAUUUUAGUAAAAAAAUAUUUAGAGGUAAAAGUUGUGAAAAAAUCUAUACAUAAAGAAUUAUUUUCUCCUCGGAUACAAAAUCUUCUUCUUUGGAGCGAAGGGCAAAAUGGUUUAAAAUCUUUCAUUACCAAUCCAAAUGUGGCAGUUUCCACUGAAGACAAUUUGAACAUAUUUAACAAAUUACCUAUUAAAGAUAACCCCACCAGUCAAUCUGAUAAACAGAACAUCACAGUAGACAAUCAGAUAUUUAUUACAAGUUAUAAGCAGCAACCACCAUCUAAAGACUGUCCAAAUCCUGAUUUAGGUGUUGAAGAUUGCACUUUAGACAAUUUAGGCAGUGCCAUGGAUUCCACCGAUGAGCUUCAAUCAGAGAGUGCAGAUCUCAAUGACUGUCCUGUUCCAGACUCUAAUAUGGAGAUAUCAAAUGUUAACAAUUUGAUUAGCACCAUCGAUCCAAUCAAUACUAAACUUCAAUCAGAAAGCACUAAACCUGAGGACUGUUCUAUUCUUGAUGCAAAUACAGAAGUUUCCGCUGUAGAAAAUUUAAACAGUGUUGAUGACUCUAGCAGUACUGAAAUUCAACCAAAAUGUACUGACGUUAAAGAACUCAAGUUAGAUAUUAAGGAUUGCCCUGUAGAUAAUGUACGCACUGUUAAAGAUUUGUCGGAUAAUAAUCUUCAAACAAAUUAUACUGAACUUAAAGAUCCUAUUUCUGACGUCGUCAAUGAAGUUAACACUGGAGACAAACUAAACAGCGUCAUAGAUUGUUUAGGUACUGAACCUGAAUCAAAAUCUAUUCGAGAAAGUCCUAUUUCUGAUAUUGAAAUUUCCGAAGUAGAUACUAUAAGGACCAUCAAACAUUUCACCGAAAAUGACCUCCAAAUAAAGUGUAAUAAUGACUGUCCAAUUGUAGAAGACAACACUAUGAAUAAUCUUAAGAGUGUUACUGAUGAUGAUAAUGACACGUCUGUAGGAGAGUCAAAAUCUACUUAUGUUGAAGAAAGUGGCUUGGAUGACACGUAUGAUAGGGUUUCAACUGUAAAUAACUCAAGCAGCGUUGAAACGAUCUCCAAUAAUGAAUCAAAUAGUAUCAAAGGUUUUGAUAAAAAAUUGCUUCAUUCAGAAUCUUCUAAAGAUUAUCCUAUUUCAGAGUAUGAUGAACAAGUUAAUACCAAUGGCAAUUCCCAAAAUCUCCCCAAGGAUGUUAAAAAUUUUACUAAUUAUGAGGUUAAAUCAAACUUGCAUACCACUUCCGAUUUAAUUGUAGAGGUUCCUGCUGAGGAUCAUGCGCAAAGUAAUGAAACUACUCAGAGCUUGACUAAUGAGCAUCUUACUGAAUUUGCUAAUCUCAAAGAAUGUCCUAUUCCUGCUUCGAUAAAUGAGGAUUUCACAAAUAAAGAUUUGGCUAGUAACAAACUUCUAUCAGAACCGAAAACUAGCGAAAACGACUCUCCUAGUUCUGUCUCAAAUUUUAAAAAUUUGGCUCCCAUCUAUGAACUAAACAGUAAAAAUACUGUGCAUCUGUCAAAAGUUACAAAUGUUUGUGACUCAAACACUGAAAUGCCUGUGGACAAUAUCAAGGAUGAUAAGGAUUGUUCUUUUUUGUCUAUGAAUACUCAGUAUGAAAGUGUUAAUACUAUCCAACCUUUCACCAAAACUGAAAUUCAAACAGAACUAAUUAACAAAGACUGUCCUAAUUUCGAAUCUUCAGAGAUUUCUCCUGAGGAUAAUCACAGCAAUUUCAAGGAUAUUACUAAUAUUAUCACACACAGUCCUCUUAAUAUCUCUGAUGGAAAUGUGGAUAAUUUAACCGCUGUUAAUGAUUCCAUCAACGAUGAACUUGAAUCACAAUCUAACGAUACUAAUACUGAAGUAUUUAUAAAUAAAGAUUCCGAUUUCGAAGACAAAUAUGAUAAUAAUCAAGUACCAGAAGAUAUAGUAACUGAUGAUGUUCUUUGUUCACCAAAUCAUGAGUCAUUCGAUGCUAGCGUUUCUAAUUUUACCCAAUCCAAUAAUGAUGAAAGUGAAAUAUUAGAUGAAGCUGUCUAUCAUUAUGACUGUUUACAAUCAGACUCCGGUAUACAUGACAUAGAAACAGAAACUAGUAUUUGCAACGAACGAGUUGAAGAAACAGAAACUAGUGUUUGUGAAGAACGAGUUGAAGAAACAGAAACUAGUAUUUGUGAAGAAGUUGAAGAAACAGACGUUUUAGAUGAAGCAAACGCUUUCAGUGCACAGUAUUCAGAGAAAGUACUUGAUGUAGUAAAACAAACCGAUGAACUUCCAGAAGUUUUGGUAGCAUCAAGUACAAAAGAUGCACCUGGUAGACGUUGUCUGAAAAGAUCUUUGUCAGAUUCUGCUUUAAAUUUGUAUGACAACGAUAAAGUAGAUGAUAGUUUACAUGAUAUUCAACUGCAUAAUUUAAUUACAACAAAAAGACGUAGAAAAAACAAUCACUUUUUAAAUGUUUGCGAGUCUAACUACUCUGCUACUGACGUCCUUAAUUUUCAUAAUAAUAGAAGGAAUUCAAUUUGUUCAGUUUAUAAUGAAAACAUGUCCUUUUGUAUAGUUAUAGAUGAUAACUGUAUAAUUACUGAAGAAAACGAUGAGGGAGAAAAAAUAUGCUAUACCGAAAUACCUGAAGAAUGUUUAACAGCUAUUCAUGCUGAAAACAUUGACGAAGCCGAUGUAGAUCAUACUUCAGAAAUCAUUCUUUGUCCUCAAGAAAGUACUGAUGAAUAUAACGAAACUUUUGUCUUGGAGAUGUCUGAAGAAAAAACUUUAGAAGAGUCUUGGGUUGAUGAUGUAGCUUGCGUAGAAACUGUUGUUAGCGAUGACGUUGCUGAAGACAUUGAACUAAGCGCUCCAUCAUCUCCUACGGAAAUUGAUGAAAAAGAAAAUGAUGAAUCUGACAUUUUUGCGAGUGUCAGUGAUCACACCGAAAAAGUUAAAUACAUUUAUGGCGAUAAAAUGUGCAACGAUGAUGCUGAGCUUGUCGAAACAUUGUAUAGAACACCACAAAUGGAUGUAAAUAAAACACUCGUUAAUAGAGAAUCUCAUAUCACUGAUGACAACGACGAUGAUGAUGAUGAUUACGAAGAAAAUCCCGUAAAUAAUGAUGACGAGUUUGAACCACCUAAUCCAAAUAUGUUACUCCACAAAUCUGAUAGUGGGAACACUUUGGAAUCAAACCUUGUGCAUUAUAAUAACACAUUAGAUAAUGAUUUAGAAAAUAUUAAUCCCACAAGUGAGCUACCAGAAACUGGACACAAUAUUCCUACUACAAGACAUGAUCAAACUGAAACAAAUAAGUCCUCGACAUUGUGUGACGUAUCACAAGACAAUAAAAUAAAUUCAUGUGAAUCUAGUGUCGAUGAAGUCUUUUCAUACACAAAGGAUGAAAGCUCCGCUAAUUCUUCUGCUUUUAGCUCCCCAGAAGUUUCUUCAACUACAUCAGAAGAUAGGAAUACUUCUACGUUAUUAUUAAAAAUCACUAAUUACCAAGGCACAAGAACUUCACAACUAAACAAUAUGAAUUUUACUAAAACAAAUAGUUGCAAGUUCACAGAAAAUAUUAAUUACACAAAUUUUAUUAGUAAUUCAAAAGAACCUCGACCUCUGAUAACUAAAGCGGCUCAAAAAUAUAUUCCGCCUCUAAAGGAAACCGUAGAAGAUCUUAAAGUGAAACUUCCUUUAUCAAAAGAAAGACUGAUGCAAUUCCAACAGUUAAAAAUGUCAAGAAUUGGAAAGAAACAUACAUCUUCUCCAAACAAAGAUAUUCCAAAGAAAAUAAAACCAAAGUUUGAAGAUGUUCUCAAAAGUAUUGAUGAAAUACAAUUUAAAAUGCAUAAAGAAAAGAGAAAGAAACCAAAAAAAUCUGUUCCUAAAGUAGUAAUUAAGAAAAACGAAAAUGGGUCGCACUAUGCAAGCACUAACAAGGAGUGUUUUAACCCCGACCUGACAGGAAGAAAAUGGCAACCUUGGGUUUUUAUAGAAAAAAAUGCUUUUAUUGAUAAAAUGGCUUUGAGAAGAAAAACGAAAGCGGUAUUUAAUCACAGGAAAAAUACAUUUGUAUUUGCUGAUAAGUUUAAAAAAUAUAAAUCUAUACCGAGCGCAAAGUUCGUAAUAACUCAACCAAAAUUAGAUGAUUCAUCAGUGGGAAAACUAAAAUAUACUAUCAGGUUAAAACACAGUUAUUGAAGGUAGUUUGUUUGUAGCUUAAUUUGAAUUUGGUUAUUAAUUUUGCCAUUAUAGCACUAAUUUAGUUAAUAAUCCCACCCUAAUUUUUGGUCUCGUAAUUGCAUUCCUACGAUAUCAUAGAUUUUAUUUAAUAGUUACCCAAUAUACUUCACAUAUUCUAGAUUUAUUUACUUGCACUAAAUAAAUACCAAAUUCUGUUUAUAGUGUGAUAUAAAAAUAAUAAAGAAGAAAAUUUAAUUUAGGGUAGGUAUGUGUUUAUUUAUGUUUUUCGAUAGUGCAAUUUGAUCUGAAUUUUUUAUUGUUGAUUUCUUAAAAAAAUAUUGUUAUUUGUUUUUUUAACGUCAUUCCAUUUUGAGUAGUAGUAGUACCUAUCCAAAUAUUUUGUUUAAAAUUAUUUUAUCGUGCACUGUUUAUGCACUUCAAUAGCCAUUAGAAGUAUUAGAUUACCUGUAUAAAAAUAGAAUAUAAGAAAAGAUAUAUUAGUUAUUUAUUAAUUUUACAUUAUACAUUUGUUGUAUUGUAUAUGUAUGUACCUACAUUAUUCACAAAGAUAUGGUUGAUAUUUUUAAGGUUAUUGAUAAAGGCGACGAAAAAAUUGUCGUCGUGAGCUAUGUUUUGGUCCCUUGUCUUUUUGUACCUACAGCGGGUGCUCGUAUAAAUAUUUACCGCUUUUGUUUUUAGCUUUGGUCCAAAUAUGUAUAUCUGGGUAGCCGGUUAAGUAAUUUGUAUUGUACCUACCUAAGAAAGAAGAAUGAAAAUGACCACACCAAUUGUGGCGGUCAAUGAAUUGCUCACUAAGUUUUAAGCACAUUAUCUAUAUUUAAUAAUGUUUAUAUUUUGACUGCAAAUUAUGAAUGUGGUGUUUUUAAAGGAUGAAGUACAAUGAUUGUAAAUUUCUUAUACAUUAAUCGUGAUAGAUUGUAAUGAAAUGAACUUCUACAAAGAAGCCUAGUAAAUACGUCGAGUAGUUCAAAGUUAUGUGAUGUUGCAUUGAAACAGUAUAGAGUAAGCAUACGUAUG
Messenger RNA from Ostrinia furnacalis (Asian corn borer), 9137 nucleotides. Its product is annotated as protein PFC0760c. The transcript is spliced from 2 exons. Bases 201 to 8117 code for a protein of 2638 amino acids. NCBI's taxonomy places the organism in Eukaryota, Metazoa, Arthropoda, Insecta, Lepidoptera, Crambidae. The record is from RefSeq and is a predicted model, not a curated record.